GGCCCCUGGUGGCUGGAGGUUGGCAGACCAGGCUGGGACUCUGCCUGCAGUGGCCUCCUCUCCUCCAGCCUCCGCCAGCACCAUGAGUGGCCGAGUGGGUGACCUGAGCCCCAAGCAGGCAGAAACCUUAGCCAAGUUCCGAGAAAAUGUCCAGGACGUGUUGCCUGCCUUGCCCAACCCCGAUGAUUACUUCCUUCUGCGAUGGCUUCGAGCUCGAAGUUUUGACCUGCAGAAGUCAGAGGCCAUGCUGCGCAAGUACAUGGAGUUCCGGAAGACCAUGGACAUCGACCACAUCCUGGACUGGCAGCCCCCGGAGGUGAUCCAGAAGUACAUGCCUGGGGGGCUGUGUGGCUAUGACCGUGAUGGCUGCCCAGUGUGGUAUGAUAUCAUCGGGCCCCUCGAUCCCAAGGGACUCCUCUUCUCAGUCACCAAACAAGAUCUGCUCAAGACCAAGAUGAGGGACUGCGAGCGCAUCCUACAUGAGUGUGACCUGCAGACAGAGCGGCUGGGGAGGAAGAUUGAGACCAUUGUGAUGAUAUUUGACUGUGAGGGUCUGGGACUGAAGCACUUCUGGAAGCCCCUGGUAGAAGUGUAUCAGGAGUUCUUUGGCCUCCUUGAAGAGAAUUACCCAGAGACCCUGAAGUUCAUGCUCAUCGUGAAAGCUACAAAACUGUUCCCUGUGGGCUACAACCUCAUGAAACCCUUCCUGAGUGAGGAGACACGCAGGAAAAUCGUGGUGUUGGGAAGUAACUGGAAGGAAGGUCUGCUGAAACUCAUCAGUCCUGAGGAACUGCCUGCUCAUUUUGGAGGGACCCUAACAGACCCUGAUGGGAACCCCAAAUGUUUAACCAAGAUCAACUACGGUGGGGAGAUCCCCAAAUCCAUGUACGUGCGGGACCAGGUGAAGGCUCAGUAUGAACACUCAGUACAGAUCAGCCGAGGCUCCUCACACCAGGUGGAGUAUGAGAUCCUGUUUCCAGGCUGCGUGCUCAGGUGGCAGUUCGCCUCUGAUGGUGGAGACAUUGGCUUUGGAGUCUUUCUGAAGACCAAGGUGGGGGAGCGACAGCGUGCAGGGGAGAUGACGGAGGUGCUGGCCAACCAGCGUUACAAUGCCCACAUGGUACCUGAGGAUGGGAGCCUCACCUGCAGCGAGGCUGGCAUGUAUGUCCUGCGCUUCGACAACACCUACAGCUUCGUCCAUGCCAAGAAGGUCAGCUUCACAGUGGAGGUGCUGCUCCCAGAUGAGGGCAUGCAGAAGUACGACAAGGAGCUCACCCCCAUCUAGGGGACCCUUCGCUCUUCACAGAACCCUGACUCUCUCUUCUCUCUCUAUGGAUAAUGCUGCUUCUCUCCUCAAAAUCAAUCAUUCAUCCUCCUGACCCUGGGACAUUAGUGAGUAAGGAACGCCUGCCAGCUGCAAGGGUUGGAUCAGGACGCAGGCUUUUGGAAUACCAAGACUGUGAAAGAGAAACAAGGAUCUCAUAGGUGACCUGGAAACCCAAGAAACAGGAAAAAAAAUCCCCAGGCCCUUCUCUCCACCCCUCCUGAU
This is a messenger RNA of Ochotona curzoniae (black-lipped pika), 1549 nucleotides long. Its product is annotated as SEC14-like protein 3. The record is from RefSeq and is a predicted model, not a curated record. The transcript is spliced from 12 exons. NCBI's taxonomy places the organism in Eukaryota, Metazoa, Chordata, Mammalia, Lagomorpha, Ochotonidae. The coding region runs from base 83 to 1285 and encodes 400 amino acids. Gene Ontology annotation, cellular component: cytoplasm; nuclear speck.